Molecule: messenger RNA, 3976 nt
Organism: Pyricularia oryzae 70-15
Lineage: Eukaryota; Fungi; Ascomycota; Sordariomycetes; Magnaporthales; Pyriculariaceae
Product: cell pattern formation-associated protein stuA
Exons: 4
Coding region: 1092-2948 (618 amino acids)
Biological process (GO): positive regulation of transcription by RNA polymerase II
Cellular component (GO): nucleus
Molecular function (GO): DNA-binding transcription factor activity; sequence-specific DNA binding
Source: RefSeq, a predicted model, not a curated record
GAAAGCCUUUCCUGCCCGCCUUCUCUCCUCGGGACCUCUUAUCCUCUCUCCUCUUCUGCCCACAGUACUCCCUCGUCACUUUGAGCGCACGAGGUAGCAGAAGGAGGUUUCGUGUUAUCCUUGGAUUCCUUUUCUUUUUCAUAAAAAACGUGGCAAGGUCGUCCAAAGAAGUUACUUCCAAGGAGCUUGUUCCAGCAGUUCGGUUCAGUCCAAAUUCUAGCUUUGUAGUCGAGCCGACAAGUGGCGGAAUCAAAGUUGGACCAGCACGCCCUACAGAGCGCGCAAACGACCGAACUCGAGCUCGAAGCAGUUUUAACAGGCAACUAUAAAGCCUCGCCCUCCCACUUCCUCGUCGCAGGCGCGCAAUCUCGUCGUCGCAUAUUCUGCAAUUUUCUGCACAGGCCCCUAGCCCGCAUUGUGCUACUUUCCUGUCGCGCGCCAACGGCUACAUACUCGAAAAGCAUAGCCAGUUCGCCUCUUGGAAUCCGAAGCCUUCGGCGUUGUAACGAUCUCUUGUCCAACCGUUGGUCACCGAAUCCGCGCCCUUGUCCGCGAACGAAAUCUGGCUGCCAUAGUCGCACUCGUUUCUCAGUCGAUCAUUUUAGAGUCUAGGGCAUCAGUAGCCCUGUCGUAAUAAGAUUUUGGACCUUGUGGCUCUGCCUUAUUGACCGGCACUUUGCGCUGCACAAGCUUUCCUGCAGCCUCUUGAGGAGCGGGCGGGACAGCUCUCAGUGUAAUUCAACACCGAAAAGCUGGAUUUGCCGUCGAUCUCCCAGGUUUCUUCAACCCGAGGCCCCUCAGACUUACUCUAUUACAGCACCUCCCAGCGCCCCUCGUUGUAUGGGAGUGACCAGAGGCUGCCAUCUUUUUCCUUCCCCCCUCCCCACCAGGCCUACUCGACGGGUACGGCGUCUCCUCGAGUUAGCCCAAUAAGUUCGUCUAGCAGCUCGAACGCCGACUCGUAUUCUUCUUGCACCUCGGUUGCAUCUUCCAUCGGGCCCAAGACUCCGCCGUCGUCGUCUCUGCCAGUCGGCGCAACUCUCUCAGGACAAUCUGCGAAUUCAAGCGCUGGAUACGAUCAGUAUCCAGCCAUGAACCAAGGACACGACAUGUACUACCAGCAGCACAUGUCUGCUGGCCCAACACAGCAGCCGCCAACUGUCACCUCCUACAACCCUCAGCCCCCAAUCAUGCAGCCCAGCCAUGGCUCUUAUCCAGCUCCUCCUCAGCCUUAUGGCGGAUACCCGUACACAAAUGGCAUGCCAUCGCCGCAGGGACCGCCUGUACCCGGUCAAAUGGGCCCAGGAAGUGUCUUGCCGUCGAUAGCAGGGCACCAUGGACAGGCCCCCGGUCCCGUCGCAAACCAGUACUCGGGAUUCGACACCAGUGGUCAGAUUGCCCCGCCUGGGAUGAAGCCCCGCGUCACUGCCACUUUGUGGGAAGAUGAGGGAUCUUUGUGCUUUCAGGUUGAAGCACGCGGAGUCUGCGUCGCUCGCAGGGAAGAUAAUCACAUGAUCAACGGCACUAAGCUGCUGAACGUCGCUGGAAUGACCCGUGGCCGCCGAGAUGGCAUCUUGAAAAGCGAAAAGAUGAGACAUGUGGUCAAGAUUGGCCCUAUGCAUUUGAAGGGCGUUUGGAUUCCGUUCGAGCGGGCUCUCGAUUUUGCGAACAAGGAGAAGAUUACCGAGUUGCUUUACCCCCUUUUCGUCCACAACAUUAGCGCUUUACUCUACCACCCCGCCAAUCAGAACAGGAACAACCAGCUCAUGGCCGCAGCAGAACGCCGCAAGGCCGAAACUGGCGGCAUGAGGAAUCCUCAAGGCCCUCCAGGGCUUCCAGCGCUGCACCACCACUCCAUGAGCCAGAACGGAUCUCAAUCUUUGUCAGGGAAUAUAGGCCGUCCCAGCCUCGAUCGCGCCCAUACUUUCCCUACCCCGCCCACUAGUGCUUCCAGUGCCGUCAACAUGGGCAGCUCUGAUAGCUUCACAUGGCCGCCCCACCAAGCUAUGAGCAAUGGGCAGCAAAACCCCAUGUCAAUCGACACCAGUCUGAGCAAUACUCGUUCGAUGCCCACCACUCCAGCAACAACUCCUCCUGGAAGUACGCUACAAAGCAUGCAGGCAUACCCGCCUGCCUCGCAAUCAUAUGAUGGCUCAAGACAGCUCUACAACGCUCCGCAACUGCAACAAUCCCCCUAUCAACCUACCAGCACCAGCCCGCAAGACCGAUCCCUCUACAACCAGGCGACCUACGUUAAGUCCGAGAUGGGCCCGCCAUCGGCCAGGCCUAUGGGCUCUGUUCUCCCCGGAGAUCACCAGAAUGAUCAGAAGCCCGUCAAUGGCUUGAUGCAUCCCCCUCAAGGGGCCGAUCAGGGUCACAAUAACGGGGUGGAAGAUGAGGCUGAUCACGAGCACGACCCCGAGUACACCCACGAUAGCAGGACGUACGACAACAGCCAAUCGCAGUACAAUUACACCGCACCCCCUGUCUCGUCCAUCUCUAGUGAGCAGGCGCAUGUGUCUACAGACAUGCCGCCGGGUGGACAACAUGGCAACUCAGGUCGCUCGACACCACGCAGUGCCGCUGCUCCUCAAGCAUACUAUCAACAGGCGUACAGCACUUCGCCUCGGUCAGCGACGCACCAGUCCACGAGCAACUUGUACAACGUAAUGAGUAACGACAGGGGCUCAACUACUAAUGGUUCUGCCAACGGAGACGUCUACUCUCAAUCGACGGAUCUUUCCAACGGCUACGCGACUCCAGUAACGAAUGGCAACGCCAACCUCAAGCGUGGUCGUGACGACGACGAUGACCGUUCGAGCAGCAGUGGUCAGAUGGACCUCAAGCGUCGCAAGACUUUGAUGGAUAAUCCCAUCUCGUCCCCCGUGUACGAGACAAUGAACCGCCCCGCGGCUGCCAUCGCGCACCCCGUGUCCAGACGCAGAUAGGAACUCGCCAUCUUUGUGAAUCUUUCGGAGAAAUUCCACAAGCCUUAUGAUUCAGUUCUUCUCCAUCAACCCCUUUUCGAACCUUUAUCAACGAUUUCUUAGUACUCAUCAACGGCGUCACGGUAUUCGACAUGACGACAACGACUUUUUUUUCCUCCAAUAAUUAUGAGAUCCGAAACCUGUGACAUAUCAACAUGCAUCAUGCAUUAGCAACUAGUUUUGUUCCAACCAAACAAAAUGUAGUUCACGAGCUAGGACACAGCAGUCGUCUUGUUUUUAGACGACUCAUUACAUACGACACGAAUGCAUGCGACGGAAGUAAUUCCCGAACCAAUAACGGAACGACUCUUAAUAUCUUUGUGAACUUCGGACUCUCAAACACCAUCUCUCCUUUGUCGGCUGCUUUGGCUUACUGUAUUUCCUGUCUUGUGUGGCUUAGGUAGCCGGAUCGAUCCGGUUGCUAAGCCGGUAACAGGAGGGCACCUUGAUCAGGACAGGGAAUCGUAUAGGCCAUUUGGCCCGCUUGUUAUGACCCUAGGCGGGCCUCGAUGCAUCAUGGGAAUUUUUUACACUUGUUUUGUCUUUGACGUGUUUGGAUCUGGACGGGAGCACUGGGAGAGAGCGUACGCUUGUGGGGAGCGUGACGGGAUACUGGUGAACGCGGACUCCGACGACUAAGUUUUUAUGAAAUACGAAAACAAGAGUGUCGUCGCUGUCUACGACCAAGCGAAAUUCAUGGUUCCUCAUUUGAUAAUGUUUUUGCUGCUGUUUUCUUUUUUUCUUUUUUCUCUUUGUCAUACCUAACGACUUUAACGAAUUUCCUUGACUCCAGAAAAGUCAUUGAGAGGCGGGGGAUAUUUUUUUGUCUUUCAAGUUUCCUUGCUCCUUUAUCAUUUUGCUUUGGGUUUUAUUUUUGGUCUGCUUCCUUCGAAAUCCAAGGGCGAAGGACGUAGCGUAAAAUUGGCUCUCGGUCGGUUUGAUAUCAUGAAAAUACAAAGGAGAAUAGAGGCUUUAGCUACAUUUGGUUC